AAUCCAAAAUGGCGGAGAUUUGCCAAAAUGUAUUUUUUUCCUCACGUUUCUUUGGAAUAGCGCUUUAUUUUGGAAGGUAUUUAGGAUAAUACAAAGUGAAAUAUUUUCAGGCACGAAUAUAGGACCUAUAGAAUUGUUUAUUUGCCGUAAAAGCCGCAAAGUUGAUGAGUGACAGCACAAAUUACUAGUGAUGAACAGUACUUCAACUUGACAUCCCAUCUGCACCAUAAUAAUUUUUGAGUGUGAUCACAACUGUCACCAUGAUCCGGACACUAAGCAUAGCACGCCUCUGUCUGCUCGCCUUGGGAGCCCGCCUGGUGCUGAUAGCAUACGGAGAAUGGCAGGACCGCACCAUGCUCGUCAAGUACACAGACGUGGACUACUACGUCUUCUCUGAUGCUGCCCAGUACAUCACUAACGGACAGUCCCCAUACAACCGUGCCACAUACAGAUACACCCCCCUCCUGGCCUGGAUGUUAACACCCAACAUUUACCUCUCACCUGUGUUUGGCAAGCUGCUCUUUGUUCUAAGUGAUGUCAUAUCAGGUUACUUUAUGCACCAGAUUCUUCUGUUGCGGGGAGUGGAUGAGAAAACGAGCAAGGUUUGUGCGUCCGUGUGGCUGUUCAACCCUCUACCGAUGGGAGUAUCUAGCAGAGGCAAUGCGGAAGCUCUGACUAUCAUGUUGGUCCUGGGAACACUGUACUUUGUCAUGAAGAAAUGUACCAAGACUGCCGCCUUUCUAUAUGCCACCGCAGUACACUUCAGAAUCUACCCUGCGACAUACGCUCUUCCGUUGUUUCUCCUAUUGGACGAGGAAUACACGGGUCGUAAACAAGCAACCAAGACGACGUUAGACUUCAUGCGGUCUUUAGUCAACCCUUCACGAGUGCAGCUUGUGCUUACAUCUGCUGUGACGUUUGUUUUGUUAACAGGGUUAUGUUUCAUCAUGUAUGGACAGGAGUUUGUUGAAGAGACCUAUCUGUACCACUUGACAAGGAGAGACAUAAGACAUAACUUCUCUGUGUACUUCUACAUGUUGUACUUGACGUCGGAGAGUGAGUGGUCCUUUGUGGUGGGGAUUGUGACGUUCCUGCCCCAGGUUGUCCUGUUGGUUGCCGUGUCGUGUUGGUUGUACAGAGACCUGCCGUUCUGCUGUUUUGUGCAGACUUUCCUGUUUGUAACCUUCAACAAAGUCUGUACUUCACAGUACUUCCUGUGGUACCUGAGCCUACUUCCUGUCAUCCUGCCCUCUCUGAAGCUGAAGAUCCAGGAUGCUGUUACCAUGGCAACCCUGUGGUUCCUGGGGCAGGCCCUGUGGCUGCUCCCUGCCUAUUACCUGGAGUUCCAAGGACAGAACACUUUCCUGUACAUCUGGGCAGCAGGGAUCCUGUUCUUUGCCAUCAAUGUGUGGAUUCUGAUAAAGCUGCUUAAUUCACAUGUACACGAGCCGAUGUUUCACAAUGGAAAACUUGUUAAGUUGAACAUGAAGGAUCAGUAACUGGCUUGAUGUAUACAUCUACUUAGUAGUAUUGUUUGAGAAGGGGUGAAGGUAGUUUCAGUGAGGACAAAAUGUUUUUGUUACUCAAUGCGGAAGCGAUGGGAUCUGCUUGAUACGACUACAGUACAUGUAU
Branchiostoma belcheri (Belcher's lancelet) is the source of this 1632-nucleotide messenger RNA. RefSeq names its product GPI mannosyltransferase 1-like. Gene Ontology annotation, molecular function: GPI mannosyltransferase activity; alpha-1,4-mannosyltransferase activity. Bases 261 to 1499 code for a protein of 412 amino acids. Gene Ontology annotation, cellular component: membrane; glycosylphosphatidylinositol-mannosyltransferase I complex. NCBI's taxonomy places the organism in Eukaryota, Metazoa, Chordata, Leptocardii, Amphioxiformes, Branchiostomatidae. The record is from RefSeq and is a predicted model, not a curated record. The transcript is spliced from 3 exons. Gene Ontology annotation, biological process: GPI anchor biosynthetic process.